AUGAGUACAGAACAAGAAACAGAAAUAUUUUCAACAAAUUUUGUAUCAGUUGGACAAAGUCGAGGUGGUCCUCAUGGUGUUGGCGAUCCAAAUGAUAAAAGUUUACGUAAAGUUGAAAUAGAAGUUUGUAUACCAGGUAUUAUUCGAGAUCGAGCUCAUCGAGAAAAAUGUCAAGAACCAAUUGAGGAAUUUGGUAAAUGUGGUGAACAACAUGGUGUAUGGGCUGUUUUAAAAUGUCGAAAAGAAGUUAAAAAUAUGAAUAAUUGUCUUAUAAAAUGGUUUCAUGAUGAAAAUUUUCGUGAAGAAUGUACACAAAUGUAUUUGGAUGAACGAAAACAGUAUCGUGAAACUGGUAUUAUAAGAAAACCAAUUCGACGACCUUAUUAUAUAAAUCCUGAAAAAGAAAAAGAGAGAAUUACCAAAAUUAGAGCCGAAUAUGAACGAUUAGAACAUAAAGAUAAUCAUUAG
Molecule: messenger RNA, 468 nt
Organism: Adineta steineri
Lineage: Eukaryota; Metazoa; Rotifera; Eurotatoria; Adinetida; Adinetidae
Source: the annotation of a GenBank genome assembly